AAUAUUGAAUUAGACUUGUUAAAAUGUUAUACAACCUUAUUUGCUAUAAGGCAUUUAAUUGAUAGUAGAAUUGAUGCCAGAUCUUUAAGUCCAAGUCAAGGUUUUAUGGAAAUCUUUCAAAAUCUUGAAAAAUUAUUUACUGAUUAG
Messenger RNA from Cetraspora pellucida, 147 nucleotides. The record is from the annotation of a GenBank genome assembly. NCBI's taxonomy places the organism in Eukaryota, Fungi, Glomeromycota, Glomeromycetes, Diversisporales, Gigasporaceae.